CGGAACAAAAGAAAGGACGUUAAAUGUGUGUUGUUUACAAGUCAAUUAUGCCCCGAAAAUGCGACUUUUCAUGUUCAUUUUAACACAUGACAGAAAAUUAGAAAAGAUCAUGGAUUAAAGCAGUUAACAUUUUACAGCAAUUCUUAAUAUGGCACUGUUAGAAUACAGUGAAGAUUUCGAGUUGGAUGAUGAUGGAAUUUUGAGAGAUUCUAACUCACCUGGUAAUUAUUUGAUAGAUGAUGAUGGCAUUUUAAGAGACGAUUACGACAUUCAUGAUUCAGGAAAAUACGCUUCAACCCAUUGGACCGACUCUGGAUUUGGAGGUAGUAAACAAUCAGCAGGAAGUUCUUCAACGUUACGACAAUUUGAUUUACAAUCCUAUCCAAGUUAUGAUAGUGUUUCUCACCCUUUAGAUGAUGACCAUGAAAAUAUCAGUGACCUUGAGGCAUCAAAAGAUGAUUUAAGUUUUGAUCAGGAUGGUUACUCUGGUUAUGAUGAGAAUGGACAUGAGAGAGCGCAGACACCGAUAAAUGAUAAAUAUAACGAUAAAUCUGUGAGGAGUAGCCAUAGCAGCUACAAUAAUUCUUUAACUUAUGAUGAUACUGAAAAUCUAAGACGAUCAACAGACUCAGGAAAGGAACUAUUUGAUGAGGAGUAUUACAAACAGUUAAGGGAAUUAGGUGUAUUAGUAGAUGGUGCAGAUUUAGUUGAUGACAAAGACUCACUUCAAGAAUUUGAACAUUUGGAGGAGCAUGUUUCAAAGGAUGAUAUAAACUUUGAGGAAAAAGAUGACGGACCUGCAUUUGAUGAUUAUUUAAGGGCAACACCUACACCACAAGAAGAAGAGUACCAUGAUGAUUCUGUUGUCCCUGAUAUAAGUAGGAGUCAAAUUCAUGGUCACGAAUACCAAACAUCAAAUACACGUCCUACAACAGCUACAUCUUUGAGGACAUUAAGUCGAGGAUCAUUUCCUGAGAUAAGCCCAGAAGAAGCUUUGGAAUUAUAUAAGGAAAAUUUAGAAUCUCGUGACUUCGGAGAUGCAACCAGCAUAGAUUUUGAAAACAAUUCUCAGAGAACAAAUGAUGAUGACGAAAUAUUUCUAAUAACAAGUAAAAUAUCUGAUACCCCUAAACCAGCGAAAAUAAGGGCAUAUCAAAAUGAAAGAGAUGUUCCUUCAAGGAGCCCAAGUUAUAGAAAAGGAGACAAAGUAAAUCAAAGGAACAGGUCGUUUGAUCAGUCUUUUGAAAGAACAGAAAGGGAGAUUAGAAAUCGCGGACCACCAAAACAAGAUGGUAGACAUACUGAAGAUGACUCAUUUGAUGUAUCAGACUAUGGUAGUAGGGGUAAUACUCCCUUCAGCAGAGAAGGAUCAGUGACUCCUGAUAAAAGGGACUGGAGAAGGUCAGGUUCUAUAACCCCAACACGACCUGAUUCUGUAACUAGUCAAAGAUCAUCUGCUUCUGACAGAGGACCUAAAACACCUAUCCGUCAACCAUCACUGGGAAAUUUAUCAAAACAAAACACAAAACAGACUCACUCAGCAAAAGGUGGAAGUGAGAAGGAACAAAAUUCUGAGAAAAUGCCCCCAAAACGACUUUUACCUAAACCUACAGCCCAAGAUGACAAUAAUAAAAAUUUCAGGGUUAAAAGUAAAAGCACAACAAAUAUUGCUGCAAAGUUUGGCCCUGUUAAGCCAACUCACAUGUCGCUAGUAGAUUUAUCACAUAUCAAUAUUGAUCAUGGAGAUACUGAACAUGAUGAUGUCAGUGGCUCAUCGGACAAAGCUAAAGUUGAACUCUCAUCAAAACUCAAACAGGAAUUUCAUAAACGUAAGCAGGCAACAGAACUUGUGCAGCAACUGCAGAUGGACUAUGAUAAGCUUCUUUCUAAAUAUGCCUUAGCUGAACUUACAAUUGACCAGCUUCGACUUGGAGCUAAAAUUACUCUUCAUUCUGAUUCCCCUACUCCUGGUCAAGCUAUGUCAGGAACUUUACCAGGGGCUCAACAGCAGCAGAUGUUACAGCUUGGACCUGGACGUGCUGUAAAAUCACCUUCACCUUUCCAAGGCUCUAUUGCUAGUCCGUUAUCUCAAGAAGUUUCCAGAGAGGAGGAUAGCCUUACAGCUGAAUUAAACAAUGAACGACUACAGGAACAGAGAUAUAAAGCAAGAAGUCAGUCAGAUUCUGGCUUACUUAAUGGCCAUUUGGGUCUGUCAGAAAGUAGAACACAGGAAAGUGGUGCUGAGAGUGUUAAAAUGGGAUUGUUGUUCCAAGCACGUAGUUUGGAUGAUAGGAUGGAAUCAUUCAAAACUUUGUUGGAAGAGAAACAAUUAACUCAUGAAGAAAAGGCUAAAGUUUUUGAUCAGGUCAGAACAAACCAUGAAAGACUGAGACAUGACUAUUUACAGUCAAAAGAAGACUAUAACGUUCUGAAACGGUCACAGCCUAAUUUAACUGAUAUUAACUUUGAUGGAGACAAAGAGUUAGAAGGAGAAUUGUUUAGACUUGGAAUGAAAUUUGAUGAAAUCCAUGAAGCUAUUGAACAAAGUGAAAAAGAAAAAGCCUCAGAGCGACAACCUUUUCAGAAAAAAAUGGUUGAUGCAAACACUUCUGACAUGUCAGAUGUUAAUUCUAGCGACCAUGAAGGUAGGUCUGUUGACCAAAUGAAAAAGAAAAUGAAAGGGACCAUAGCAGGUGAUGACUUGAUUAAACCAAGGGAGAAUACUGAAUUUGAACAGAAAGUGAAACAUUUACAUGAGGAAUAUAGUGCUCUAAUGGAUAGGUAUCGUAGAUUGAAGCAAAUGGCUCAGACACCAGAGAGGGAAGAGGAAAUAGAUAAUCUCGUUCGUAAACUAAGAAAUAUUUGUGAUGAUGAACCCGACAUCUUUAGAAUGCCAAGGGAAUUGCAAGAAAGUUCCUCACCAGAGGAAAUAGAUAGUGAUGAUGGGUGGGAACAAAUACAUGAUGGUGACGAAGAAGCUAGACUCCUAGGAAGGCGACGCCCAUCAGAGGCCGUAUCAGAAAACGGACCUAUACAAAAUGGAGUCAGAAGAAAAGAACCUUAUGCAAGUGUUGAAAAUCAAAGUUUUAUAAGGGGAAGAGAAAAUAAUCCUAAUGCAUCUAUGGAAAACGCUCUGGAAAGGUCAAGGUCACACCAGGAUAUGAAUGGAGAUCUUACAAGAGAAAGUGGAUUACCAGGAUCCUAUAAUUUUUCUGGAAGUCAAGGUAGCUUAUCAUCUAGAGACAGUAGAGGGAGAUCACCCAGGGAGUUUGAUCGUUCAUUUGAUAGAGAUUCACCUCAUUUACCUCGCCCAAGAAGACAUGAUCUUAGAGACCCUAGACGAAUGGAUAGAAAAAAGCAUAGUAUGUCUGGAAGUAUGCAGAGUUUACAGGAUAGUGGAAUAUCAGACCAAGAAAAUGGGGCCACAGGAGGUGGACCACUGUCAAAUAUUCCAGGUCCAGGCAAAUUUAAAGAGAUGACCAAACAAAGGAAUGCUCCUGAUGCUGACAGUGGUUUCAUUGGAUCAAUUGUUGGGUCAGAGGUCAGUCAACUCUCAGCAAGGCAACAACAACAACAGCAGCAGCAGCCAUCGUUGAGACUGAGAGGUCCUCCUGCUUCACCAAGACCCAGUUCAAGACAAAGAGAUUCAGACAGUUCAAUGGCAAGUGCUCGUGUAAGAAAUAAGGAUCGUCCACCAUCAAGGGAUUCUAAUCGUUCAAGGAAUAGGAAAGACCAAUCUGUGCAGUCCAGAGAUUUUACUGACGAUAGCUAUACUCUUACCACAGAAAGUGAGAUGAGUUUUGAGAUCCCAUCAGAACGACGUAGCAAUAGAGGUGGUAGAAAAAGGGGAGGUAGUUUGGAGAAUACAAUAGAAGAGGAAGAAGAAGGAUCAUCUGUAACUUUUACUACACUGGAUGAAAGCAGAGAUUCCCAUCAGCCCUUUUUGAAUUUAGGUCGCCGUUCAGCAGAUCGGAAGGAGAGGCCUAGGUCAAAGCUUAGUCAACAUUCUAGAGCAAGUGUUAGAUCACAGGACAAAAGAUCUCCACACAAAUCAAAACAGAAAGCUGCAAAAGCUACUAAAAUGUCUGAUGAUGAUUUGACUCCUAGAGCUACACCAAAUCAAAGUUUCUCGAAUAGUUUUAAUCGAACCAGUGAACUUUAUUCGUCAGAGGAAGAAACUCCUCGACCAUCAUCUUUAAACAGAUCUGCACAAAAACUGAAACCCAUGAAAGCCUUUCCAAUAGACCCUAGACCAGAUUCAAGGUCAAAGGUUGAAAGGCCAUCAACUCCAAGGUCAAAAGGAGAGAGAACUCCAACUCCUAGAUCUGGGAGAGCAGAAACUCCAGUGAAGAAGCAAGAUAUUCAGAAAACUGAGAUUGUACGACAGAAUAUGAAACCAGAAGUGAAAGACAUGGCUGUAGGUUCAGAUAGUGAAGACACAGUUGAAGAGUCUAUAGCAGAGACAACUGCUACUCGAGGCUCAACAGGAAGUGACAGACUGAAAAUAUUACAGGAUGAAAUAGGAAGAUUGAGGGAGGAAUUUCAAAAAGCAACAAACCAGCAGCGACAGGCUUUACAGCAACAACUGCAACAGCCACAACCUAUUCCUCAACAAACCAAUCAAAAUCAAGAUCAGUAUUUUGACCCUACAGAAGACCCCUAUGCCUUCAUGAGAGGACCAAGAAGAAGAGCUAACUCUUUUUCAGGUGGUCCAACAAGAGAUUGGGAUGAGUGGUUACGUUAUCCUCUACAACACAAUGCCGAUGGAGAUAUCCCACUUGGUUAUGCUGCAGCCGAUUCAUAUGCUCAGCGUCCUCCACCACCCGAAGUAUUACCUGAACCACCCAGAUCUCGACAGAGAACUCGUAAUAGAAGAAGACAUCGACAAGGAGGGGUUACAAUAGAAACUCAGACCAUGAAUGGUUACGAUUCUGACCAAUCACCAACUAGAGCAACUGCAUCUACUGUAACAGAGGACCACUUAUUAGAAUAUUAUGUGCCUAGAUAUUACACAACAGGGACCCAGCAAACUCAACCACGGGCCCCUAAUAUGCAGAGAUAUUCGUCUCAGCCAAAUCUUGCAUUUACAACUACCCCUCCCCCUCCACCAGCUCCACCUAUGUCAACUCACAUGCCAACAAGCUCUUAUGCCACACCUAUAUCUGCUGGGUACAGAACAAGGAGACAAGCACAACAAAGACAAGUGCAUACAUCGCCCUAUCAAAGACUAUAUUCUUUUGAUGACCUUGAUGCAAGGGAUCAAGGUCAAGCUCAGCCUGCAGGAUAUGUGCUUGUUGAACCUCAGGCUGGACAGACACCAAGACCUGCUCCACCCCAGUAUUCUGUGAGGACUGAGACAUGUCCUAUGUGUGGAGGAUCAUCUUACCACACCCAUGGUGAUUAUGUAUAUGAAGUGCCAGUGGAGAGACCGCCAGUGGCAUAUAUGGUACAAGGUGCUCCAAGAGGUAAACCACCACGACCAAGAAGAAGAUCUAAAUCAGCCUCAUCAAGGGUCCGACAUUAUUCUCCAGAUGGCAGAAACAGAGCAAAAUAUAUUGUUAAAGAAUACUACACAGAAAGUUCAAGUGCUGAAUCUGAAGAUGAAAUCCAUGUCAGAAGGGGGAGAAACAGAGGAAGAAAAGGGAGAGGAAGAAAAUACAGAAAGGCACACUCAGUUUCUGGCUUGCAUGUUAGGGCUAGAUCAGACUAUGAGGAUGAACUGAACAGGUCACUGAAUUUGACAGAAGAAAUCGAUGGUUUGACUAGAAAAAUGAUGGACACAGUGGAUGGAGAGCUACGACGUGCAGGACGGAAAAAAGAAUUUCGCUCAUCUAUUUGGUAGCACAGGGAAAUCUCUUGUAAUUAUUAGAAAUUUUUUAAGCUGUGAUAUUCCUUAUAAGGUUCAAAACAAACAAUAGAACUAAUUUGAGAUAUUUGUAGUUAAGAAAUAAUUAACCAAGAUGACUUAGCUCAGCUGUGAGAGAUGAGAAACUUUAGUUGAUGCCUUUCAUACAUUAAAUGAUUGCCCAUGACAAUAUAAUUUAAAAAGUGCUGGUGCUUUAUAUACAAAAAGAAAACUAUAUCCUUUAGCACCUUAGAGCAUAUGAUAUGAUAUAUAGCUUCAUUAGUAUUGUAUUAUGAUGGAAGAAGUUGCAUUUAUAGAUGUUUUUAAAUGUUUGACCAAUCAACUAUAUACAUUGUCUGUGAUAUUUUUAAUUUAUUAUAACUUAUUUAUAUAUAGUUUUUAUGUUUAUACAGAUUUGUCUUUAACAAGGAUGCUUGUUAAAACUAUUGAAUGAAAAUUUAAUGAUAUUUCUUAAUUUAGAAGUUGCAAUACUUUGAGCAAAUUAAAAUAAAAACAUUAUUCAGCAAAAUGUUGCAAUUUCUUUUUUUUUAAAUAUUAACAUUCAUUAAAAUAACAGAAUUAAUCAGAAUAUCAUUUUCAUUUUUCAUUUAAUCAGACUGUGAUCUGUAUUUUGAUUUUUUAUUUGUCUUUAAUGUCUCAAUUUUUACACAAAUAAUUUUGUUAUUUUUAAUUCCAUCCAGUUAAUACUAAUUUUGGUAUAUGCUACAAAGUUUUACAUUUUUUCUUGAUUUUUUUUUAUUAAGAAUAUGUUCCAUUCCAGAUAAACAGAUUAUGUUUUUUUUUGUAUAAUAUUUUAUUAUGUUUCAUUUUUUAUCUGAUUCCAUCCAUUUUAUUUAUGUCUGUGAUUGAUGUUUUAUUUUAUGCAGUAUAUGUUUAUCUUCACAGUGGUAUUUAUAAUGAUAAUAUGUUGUAUAUUUUUUCUUUCCGUCCCACACAUAUCAGUAUUUUAUUUUGUUAAACUGCAGUUACUAUUAUUAGCUAAUACACAUUCAUUUGGAUUUCAUGUUGGAGCGAUGUGAAGAUAGAAAUGAACUUAUCAUUCUCUUUAUAUUAUUAAUAUCAAGUCUUUACCUGGUACUAAAUUUAUAUUAUUAAUAUCAAGUCUUUACCUUGUACUAAAUUUAUAUUAUUAAUAUCAAGUCUUUACCUGAUACUAAAUACCAUAUCAUUUUGUCAUUUGCUUCAAUGAAUUUUUGCUGAAAUUUGGUAGAAAAGUAAUGAUGAUGAAAAUUAGCAGAAUUAUAAGUGGAUAUGCUACAUUAAUGGUCUCACAAGAGUUUUUCCCUUUAAAAUGAAAUGACUAAAAUGGAAAUAAUGUCAUAUGAUUACUUUUGUAAUAUCAUAACAUUGUCAUUGAGAUCAUAAAAUUUCAUUUUGUGGUUGUCCACUGUAUUGGUUCUGUCAUGUGUAAAUGUUUUCAAAUGUUAAAACGGUGUUUUUAAGCUGUGAAAUUACCUCAAUUCUUAAAAAACAAACCUGAACUGCAAACUUUAAUCUAUAGUGCAAGUUAAAAGAAACCAGGAACUAAAUGUUUUGUUUUUUGAAGCCUCUUACUACUCAAGUUGAUAAAAAUACAAAUAAACACUUAAUGUCCUUUUUGUGUGAGCAAGUAGAUAUGUAAAAAAGGAACAUAGUCUGAAUAUAAAUGCACACCAUUGGUUGAUUUAGAUAGAAGUGGUUUGGGGUUUGGAUCGCUCUUAAGUCUUUUUUGUUACUUUCUGUCUUUACUAUUUCAAGAAUAAUAUUAUUUAUUUAAAAUUUAUUUACCAAUGAAAUAUAUGUCAUUUGGUCUCUGAUGGAUAGUUGUUUCCUUGGCAAUCAUAUCACAUCUUUAUAUACAUAGUUCCAUAAAUAAAACAAAAUCUAAUCAUAUAAAUAUGUUGAAUCAAAAGAAAAAGCAUGAAGAGUUAUUACCUAAAUUUCUAUUCGAAAAUAAGUGUUUAAAAAUCACUAAAUAUUUUUGUAAUGGCAUUUUGAUACAAAUUUAGUUGGAAAUAAUGUAUGAAUAUAUUGUAGGAAAAUCAAAACUUAAUUAAAAUGCAGUAAAACAUAUUCAUGUAAAUAUUUUUCAUAUUUUUUUUUACAUUUUUCUGUUCAUAGCCAUUUUUUAUUUACUAUCAUGAACCAUAAACGAUUUUUUUUUCAUAACAAUAACAAAAUUCAAUACAUUUUCAUAUUUGUUAAAUGACAAAGCUAAGGUACUUAAAACGGUUAACAGCUUAUAUAAGGUUGAAAUGGUCAGUUGUCAUUAUUUCUGAUAUACCUCGGUACUUUUGUAUUAUUUUAUGUGCUUCAAUGUAUUCUGAAUCUAUUAUUUUAUUUCUUUUAAAAAGUAGAAUUCAGUUUUAAGUGUCUUUGAAAAGGUGAAAUGGAGAGCUCUGUGAUCACAAAACACAUAAAAUACACUUAACAAUGAAACAUUCAUAAAACAGUUCUUAAAAUGUACAAAUUUCAUCUUAUAUAUUACUCUUUCAAAAGAGUUAUUAUUUAUUUUAAAUAUUUGAGUGUCUUAGUGUUAAUCCACCUAGAAUACAUCUUAUUUUAAUGUACCGUUAAACAUUUAAUAUUUGCAUGAUUAUUUAAAUUUUGACCUAUUUACAUAUGCAUUAAUCAUGAUCAGUAUUUAUUUGACUUUUAUUAUGAAUGACCAUUAAGGAAAAGUGUAUGUUAGAGGUUAUCAUGAAAGGAGAGUUGUGAUAAGACCAUUUUCUGGUCCUUGGAAUCCAAAUUUCACUAUGUAAUAAAUAUAUCAGUUAUCAUCCUUAACAUGGAUUUUUCAGAAGUUUAAAAUACAUGCAAUAUUUUCUUACAUAUUACCAUUUGGCCCUUGAACUUGAUAACUUUAAGAUGUCUUUUAUAAAGAUAAAAAAGCAUUAUAAAUCAUAUCCUUUCUUGGGGGUCACAUAUUAAUUACUACCGAACACUAUGCCAAUUAUGAAUUAUUUAUGAUAUCACUUUUAUGCCAUAAUGGAAUUUGUGUACUGAAAUUGCCAUAUCUUUCAUGUUGGUAUUUUUAGGGUCCAGAAAAAAAGACUCUUAUCACAUCUCAUCAUAUUGGAGUUACACAAACAAGAUUUAUCAAUGUAUUUUAGAGAGAGAAAUACAAAUAAAUUAUAUUUAUCUACAA
Messenger RNA from Mytilus californianus (California mussel), 8993 nucleotides. RefSeq lists its product as uncharacterized. NCBI's taxonomy places the organism in Eukaryota, Metazoa, Mollusca, Bivalvia, Mytilida, Mytilidae. The record is from RefSeq and is a predicted model, not a curated record. Bases 149 to 5842 code for a protein of 1897 amino acids. The transcript is spliced from 20 exons.